UGCUGUGAUCCGUACAUUGAGACACGAUGUGUAUGACUAUAUCGACCCAUGUUUUAAAGUCUCCACCCAACAGUUGAUUUACUCGGGUCAGUUUCAACCAUUACCAACACACAACAUGCCUAAAGUUUGUGAGGCUGGGACUUUGCAAGAUGGGCAAGGCAACGUAUUUCCUAGUCUCCAACCCCCGCAAGUGAGACGUCCUCCAGGAAGACCCCGACAAAAGCGUAUUGAGUCACAAUUUAGCCAUAAGAGAGCUAUUCAUUGCUCUCGAUGCAAUGACAUAGGUCACAAUCGGUCUAAAUGUAAUAAUCCAUUGCCGUGACAUGUUCAUUUCUUUGCUUGUAAGGUUUUCAUUUUGUGUACGAUCCCUCAUUGUUCCAUUAUUUGCUUUAUGGUCAUAGGGUUGUCGCUUUUGGAUGUUAUGUAUUGUCCUUAUUAUAGACACGAUGCACUAGCUUUUGAUUUUAUUUUUUAUAAGACUACUUUUUUAUUUUCAUGAUUUGGAGUUGCUUUCGUUACUGAUUUAAUUUGAAAUUGCACUUUCAAUGUGGUAUCCUUUAACUUGAUGUAUACUUUCACUUCCCUAUUUUAAGUAUGUCCUACUCACAUCAUUGGAUGCGUGCAUUUUUCUUAUCACUUAGCUGAACUUUCAUAGUAUUGUACUAUACUUGCUGUCUAGUUAUUCAGUUGGUCAGUUUAUCUGUGCAUUACAUUCUACUUUUCUAUGCCCAAUGAUGCAGUUAUAAUAUUAACAAUGGCUGGUAAUGGCUUAGAUGGUUCUGCUGCCAGUUCACUCCCACUCUCGGGCACAUCAAUGUUUACACGAUGCUCAGCUGCAAGAUUUAAGAAACUGUGCAACCGAUUACCAGAGGCAAAAAUUCAAGCCAUAAGAGACCUCCAAUUUGGAGGUCUCUUAAACUUAAACUGCACAGAGGUGCGCCACAACCUCUGUAUCUUUCUAAUCCAACAUUUCAAUGUUGGAUUUAGACGGAUAGAGUUCUCAGCCCAGAAACACUAUCCUGUUACAGCCACCGAUGUUGGCCUCAUUUUAGGCCUCCCAACAGAAGGACGGAACUUGCAGGUGACCUCCACAUCAUCAGAUCAUCCAUUUGGGACUAUUCGGGCAUGCGAGGAGAAACUCCUAGACUUACCUGUAGGCGAGGAGUUCCGUAGAGCAUUCAUUUACUACGCAUGUGCCACAUUGUUGGCCCCCACGUCUAGGCUCAAUGGUUGCCGUAACUUGUGGCAUACCAUCCAUGAGGAUGGAUUCCGAAAUGAUGUUAAUUGGGCCCAGUUUGUGCUUGACCAACUGGUUGAGGGAAUUAGGCGAUUCCAACAAUCUAAGACCUCUUGGGUACAUGGCUGCGUUUUAUUUCUUCAGCUGCAUUAUGUCAUUAAAUUCCAAAUUCCUUCAGUCCAAGUCCCCAUUACAGUGCCCCCAGCAUUGGCAUGGACUGAUGAUUUGAUUAAGCGACGACUAGUCGCUGAGAUAAAGGAGUUUGGAGCAUUCGGACAUGCUGAGAUUGAUUUUGCGUCCGAGAGAUCUCCAUCCGUAGAGAGAACUAUGGAGCCAGAGACUAAUGUGGACCAUGACACAAAUGUUGAUGCUGAAAAUAGUGAUGAAAUAUGGCAUCAAUAUCAUGAUGCAGAACGAGCAAUCGACCAAUAUCAAAGGGGCAUUCAGCAGCAGCUGAGAAUAAUGCGUGGCCUUAUGCAUAAGUUAGGGACUCGCAGACAUAGUGGGGUAAAUUCAGAUGUGGGUGGUCACUCUAGCUAUGCACCAGCCAGCACUCCCACGGCCGAUGACCAUGCAUUUCCCGGUGAUGAGUACAUGGCUUCGCAUGCUGCAUACCAUGUGCUAGACACACCAGAUCGCGUUGUCGCCCCUGAGUAUGAGUUGCAGCCCAGUGUACCCAUUAAUGUAGUAAGCGAUGGUGAAGAACAACCAGAAGGUAAUGUUGUCCCCACAAAUAGAAAUGUCCGGAGACGUCGAGUGCGUCGCAUGGCUCCAAACCUGUUGUCCCCAUACAUAUCCCAACCACAAACGAAACAAUCUGCCAUCAAAAUCGACCUAAAACAAGGAGCUGCACUGGUAUUUGGAGACGAUUUGGAUGCAAGUGAGGAACUAGUGUCUAUGCAUGACACUAUCCUAACCAGAGGCAAUUUGGGCUGCUUCCAAGGGAAUGGGUGGAUAGGAAACGACGUCGUCGAUGCCUACUGUAGAUUGUUGCAGUAUCAACAUGAACCGAAGUCGAAACUUUUUCUAUCCCCCUACAUAGCUGAAAUGGUAAUCCACUCCCAGGCAAAAAACCUAGUUAGGGAGGCAGUUAUUGGACGCUUUGAACCACAUCUGUAUCAGAUUGAUAUUCCAUAUGUCAAUGUUAACGAGGUCUUCUUAUCGGUCCUCAUAAAGAACCAUUGGACAUUGUAUGUAUAUGACCUAGAAAACAGGAGAAUCCAACUGCUAGAUUCUCGUCCUGGUAGAAAGAAGACAAUGUUGAGUGGAGUCCAACAAAAUCUGGCCAAGGUUGUCCUGUGGUUGGCUGCCCACAAAAAAGAGGUAUCACCUUAUGAUUUGAGGACAUUCAAUUUCAUAACACCUGAUGUACCCCUCCAAACUAAUGAGCACGAUUGCGGAGUUUUUGUAAUGAAAUUCAUGGAAUUGUGGUCAAUGGGGGGGUUCUCCAAAUCAAUCGAUGUGGGGAAAUUGAAACAUUACAGGUUGAAGAUCAUGGGGAGUAUGUUGUUCUCAGCACAAAAUGCACACCGAGACCGUGUCCGGAGAGAUUAAAGGGGAUUGUAAUUUGUGAUAAAAGUGUAUAAAAUUAGCACAUUUGUAUGUAAUUUAUGGUGGACAUAUGCGGAAAUGAACACUGGGAUUAUGGGAUUAGUCAGAAUUUGAUUGUUUUUUUACUUAAGUUGCUUGUCAAUGCAUUGUAAGUAAAUAGGGCGAAUUAAAGAUGAUUGUACAUUAUACAGGAAAAACCAACUCCUGACAUUGUAUUGCCAAUUUUAUGCCUUAUAUAUUUAU
Messenger RNA from Vitis vinifera (wine grape), 3031 nucleotides. RefSeq lists its product as uncharacterized. The transcript is spliced from 13 exons. Bases 725 to 2791 code for a protein of 688 amino acids. Lineage: Eukaryota; Viridiplantae; Streptophyta; Magnoliopsida; Vitales; Vitaceae. Gene Ontology annotation, biological process: proteolysis. Gene Ontology annotation, molecular function: cysteine-type peptidase activity. The record is from RefSeq and is a predicted model, not a curated record.